Messenger RNA from Staurois parvus, 355 nucleotides. The record is from the annotation of a GenBank genome assembly. Lineage: Eukaryota; Metazoa; Chordata; Amphibia; Anura; Ranidae.
AUGGGGCCCCCGGGCAAUAGGGGAUCACGGGGCCCCUGUGUCCUUGCCCAAACACAAAAAAGCCGAUGAAAAAGGUAUCAGGGGCAUUUCAUGGGGCCCCCUACUGACCCCGUGCCCUCAUGCAAAAUUGACUGAUAGUGAAGGCGGGUACACAGUAUUCAGGAAACAGUGAGUGCAAGCAGGGGCGGACUGACAACUCAUGGGGCCCCCGGGCAAUAGGGGAUCAUGGGCCCCUAUGUCCUUGCCCAAACUCAAAAAAGCAUAUGAAAAAGGUAUCAGGGGCAUCUCAUGGGGCCCCUUACUGACCCCGGGCCCUCGGGCAGUGCCCGAGUUUCCAAAUGGUCACUCCACUCCU